AUGGAUGUGGCAUGCCCGGCCGGUUGCGAAUUAACAAUACAGAAAGAAAAGAAAGAAACUGAAGACUUCUCCCUCUCGUUCGUGGACAAUCGCCGGCAACUUCUUCCUGUUCGUCGAGUGCUGCCGUCGCCGACCGGCGCUGCCGUCGCCGACCUUCUUCUCCGGCGCACAUUCCCUUCUCUCUCUCGGCCUUUUGCUCGAUUCUUCCCUAAAAAGAUCGAAAUGUUGUCUAAUAGAGAAUGGAUGUACACAAAGAGACUCGAUAAUUGUCGUUUGUUUAAUCCACAAUGGCCACAUUAUGUUAAUUUGUUUUUGGAUUUUGCUUAUGCGAACGCAACAAACAUCCAACAUAUCAUUAGGGAAGGGGUGGAAGUUUUUGAAAUUAGAUGUCCGUGUGCGAAAUGCAAAAAUAUUUAUUACCUUCCGAGAGAAUUAGUUUUUAGCCAUCUUGUUAACCGAGGCUUCAUGAAUGGUUAUACACAAUGGUAUUUACAUGGAGAAAAAUAUCCAACACUAGAGAUAGGUCAAUGUUCAAACCCAAUUUCACCUCAACACAUGGGUCCAAGUUCGAAUAUUGAAACAGUUCAACACAUUAAUAACGAUUUUAGUGAUUAUCAUAGAUACGAGGAGAUGGUUAUCGAUAGCAUGCACCAACCUGAGGCUUCGUAUUAUCAACAAACACCACAACACCCAAAUCGUGAAGCCCAAAAUUUUUAUAAAGUUUUGAAACAAGCGAGUGAGCCUUUAUGGGACGGGUGUACAAAAACUUCCACACUCUCUGCCACCACUAGAUUAUUGGAUUGGAAAUCCCAAUCUAAUGUUUCAGACACGUCAUUUGAUACACUUCUUUCAAUUGUUAAAGAAAUUCUACCAACUGGCGAGAAGCUUCCUAAUAGCUUCUACGAGACCAAGAAAAUGUUGAAGCCACUAAAAAUGCCUUCAGAACGGAUUCAUGUAUGUAUAAACCAUUGCAUGCUAUUCAGGGGCCAGUUUGCUGAUUUGGAUCAUUGUGUAGUAUGUGGAGAAAAUAGAUACAAAGCCAAAGGGAGAAAGGUUCCUAAUUUGGUCAUGACUUACAUGCCGAUUGGACCGAGACUCCAAAGGCUCUUCUAUUCAAGGAAGACGGCCAAAUAUUUAACUUGGCAUGCAGAUCAUUUAGUAUAUCCAGAAAAGAUGAUACAUCCCAGUGAAGGUGAAGCAUGGAAUCAUUUUGACAGAAAAUUUCCUGAUUUUGCAAAUGAGAAGCGCAACAUACGUCUCGGGUUGUGCACUGAUGGGUUUAGUCCUAAUAAUUCAAACACGACUCCCUAUUCGUGUUGGCCAGUGUUUCUCACUGUUUACAACCUACCCCCUUGGUUGGCUUUUAAACAUCAAUACAUACAACUUCCAUUGAUUAUUCCUGGGAAGAAGAGUCCCGGACAGAAUUUGGAUGUUUUUUUACAACCUUUGGUGGACGAGUUGAAGAUGCUGUUCACAGAUGGCAUUGAAACUUAUGACGCUCAUCGAAAGACCAAUUUUCAGAUGAAGGUUGUACUUCUAUGGACAGUUAGUGACUUCCCUGCUGAUGCAAUGUUGUCCGGAUGGAGCACUCAUGGUAAUUUAGCCUGUCCAUAUUGCAUGCACCAAACAGAAUCAUUUCGACUUUCCAACGGACAAAAAUCGUGUUGGUUUGACUGUCAUAGAAAACAUCUACCCGAAAGACACGUAUUCCGAAAUGAUACAGUUAAUUUCUUAAAAGGCAAGAAAGUGAAGGGUCAUGAAGUGCCUGUUCCAUACCCAACCGGAGAAUAUAUUUGGGAGCAAAUCCAACAUUUUCCCACUGUAUACAACGGUACUCCCUAUGGUCCAAAUUAUAUAAAACCAAAAGGUUUUGGUAUUACACAUAACUGGGUAAAGAAGAGCAUCUUUUGGGAGCUUCCAUAUUGGCGUCACCUGUUGAUCCGACACAACCUCGAUUUGAUGCAUGUUGAGAAGAAUUUUUUUGAAAAUAUGUUUCAUAUUUCGAUGGGUGCCCCAAAGUCCAAAGACAAUAUGAAGGCAAGAGAGGAUAUUGAGAUGCUAUGUGACCGACCUAUACUAAACCCCAUUAGGGACAACAAUAGGAAGCCUAGGAAGAACCCUGGAAAGUACACAUUGACAAAGGAACAAGUUAAAAAAGUAUGUGAUUGGUUGAAAGAACUAAAAUUUCCUGACGGAUAUGCAUCAAAUAUAGGUAAUUGUGUAAACACCAAAGAUUACAGUUUUUAUGGUUUCAAAAGCCAUGACUGUCAUGUGUUUAUGCAACGGUUGCUUCCCCUAGCUAUAAGAGGUUUUGUUCCAACAAAGAUAUAUGAGGCCGUAUCAGAGAUAUCCAUGUACUUUCGAGUAUUGUGCUCGAAAACGUUGCAUCUUCAGGACUUGUUCGAUAUGAAACGUUGUAUUAUUCAGACCAUGUGCAAGUUGGAGCAAAUAUACCCUCCUAGCUUCUUUGAUUCCAUGGAACACCUGGUCAUACAUUUAGCUGAUGAAGCUAUUGUUGGUGGUCCGGUACAUUACAGAUGGAUGUACCAAUACGAGAGGAAACUGGGCAUAAUUAAAAGAAGAAUCAGGAACAAAGCACGAGUUGAGGGUUCAAUAGUCAAUGAACAUCUAGUGAAUGAACUCGCUACCUAUUGUUCGUUAUAUUUUGACCCGACGAUUGAGACACGCCAUAAUCGAGAAGCACGGAAUUUUGCACCACAAAGUCACAGGUUUUCGAGUGGUGGAGCUCCACUUAGCAUCUUUGUCGUCCCAUCAAGAAGAUUAUAUGAAAAAAGUGGAAAACGAAAACCCUUAAGUGAUAAAGUCCUUCACAAGGCGCACACUUACAUAUUACUUAAUUGUAAAGAAGUUAACCCUUACAUCAUCGAGUUUGAUGAAAUGGUCAUAAGAACGAAUCCAAAUGAAUCAGUUUCUGAUUUAAGAGAUAAAUACUUUGCUGAAUGGUUUGAGGACAGAAUAAUGUAUAAGACACCCGAUGGAAGUGCUAGACACUUAGAAGUUAUAGCUACGAAACCAUCGAGACAUGCUUAUUUUCAUAAUGGUUAUUUUGUAAAUGGUUAUAAGUUCCACACUCAACAAUACGGCGAGGGUCGUGCGACAAAAAACUUUGGAGUAUGUGUUAGAGGGGAGACGUAUAAUGCCAAACAAGAGUCAGACUACUACGGCAUAUUGCAAGAGAUCUUAGAGAUUGAGUAUUAUAGCAGCGGACCGUCGACUGUUGUACUGUUUAAUUGUAUUUGGUUUGAUAACAAAGACGGUGUAAUAGUCAACAAAAACAAGUUGGUUGAUGUUAAACCCAAAUCUCGACUUCAAACUGACGAUCCUUUUUGUUUGGCAUCACAAGCUGAACAAGUAUUUUAUACACCAUACCCUUCAAUGACAAAUGAGACGAAAGAUAAGUGGGCGGUUAUCAAAACAAAACCAAGAGGGGUAUUUGAAGUCACCGAAGCUGAAAUGGAAGCAGAUGAAGUCUUUCAGGUUGAAGAACGGUUUGAGUCACCCCUUACUGUAACUCGUGUGGAACCACUGUGCCUAGCCUCAACUAUAAAUACAUAUGAGCAAAUAUCUGAUGAAGAGAAUGAGAGAAUUGAGGAGGAAGACGAAGAAGUGGAAGAUUUUGAAGACGGAGGUGAUGAAAACGAGUUUUAUUAUUCAGAAGAAGAAUUUGAGGACGAAGAUGAUGGGGACGAAUGUUAG
Molecule: messenger RNA, 3717 nt
Organism: Lactuca sativa (garden lettuce)
Lineage: Eukaryota; Viridiplantae; Streptophyta; Magnoliopsida; Asterales; Asteraceae
Source: RefSeq, a predicted model, not a curated record